AUGGAGAAUCACGUUGGCAGCAAUGGCGUUAUCUCUCAGGAUGAAAUCCCCGCGGUAGUUAAAGACGUCCUACCCGCCGAUCCCUUCGACCUUCUUAACUUAUCCCGAUUAAUAGCCGCUCAGGCCUUCACAGCGCGUAUCCACACUCUAGAAGCGGAGGCGGGUAAGCUGAAGGGUAGCUUAGGCGAGAGCCAGUCGUCGAUUAACGCGUUGGAGGCGAAAGUUGCCGACUUGGAACUCACGCUAAAGGAGGCCAAUGAAAAACGGGAGGCUGCAGAAGAGGAACAGGCCAAGCUCACAGGCGAGAAGACAGCUCUCGUGGCGAUGGUGAAGAAACUCAACAGAGACGUUGCCAAGCUCGAGACCUUCCGUCGCACCCUCAUGCAACAACUCAAGGACGAAAACGACGACGAGCCCGCGUCCGAGGUGGGCAUGGCGGAGAGUGCAUCUGGCAGGAAGCCUCCGGUUCCCGAGUCGAGUGUGACGUCCGAAUCAAGUGCUUCAACCACCAAGACGCAAACAGAUGUCUCGGUAUCUCUGGCAGCAGGAGUGGCAGGGCCAGGGGCGGGCACAGCACUGAGGGUUGACCACGUGGCAAGAUCAACGGCUGCUGCUGGCUCUGCCACCGUGGCGUCUACCAUGGACCAUGCGGGUCCAGGAGAGGACGCAGCUCGCAGCAACAUCACCACUACCGGACAAGCAGCAGCAAGCACCACGGGCAGCAGCAGCAGUGUGAGCGCGAGUCUGAGGAACCUGCGGACGCCCCAACGCACGCCCUCCAUGACCCCCUCGCUCUUCUCCCCCGCCUUCACGCCCUCCGCCACGCCUCCCCACGGGAGCACUGCUGCCUCUCCCCGCUCGCGCACUGAAGGUGAGAAUGGCAGUGUAUGGUGUGAGUAUGUGUCUUCACCCCCUCGCUCUUCUCCCCCGCCUUCACGCCCUCUCCCCACGGCUCCACUGCUGCCUCUCCCCGCUCUCGCACUGAAGGUGAGAAUGAGAGUUGGUAGGGGGGGCGUAUGUGCCUCCCUGGCUUUCACCCCUUCGGCCACUCCUCCCCACGGCUCUACUGCUGCUUCGCCACGCUCCCGCUCUGAAGCCUUCACCCCCUCCGCCACCCCGCCCCAUGGGAGCACAGGUGCCUCUCCCCGCUCGCGCACUGAAGGUGAGCAUAGGAAUGGGAAUGGGGAAAUGGGUAGGGAAAGCAAGGGGUUUUGUUUGUGCCCGUGCCACCCCUCCCUCCACCCCUCCAUGACUCCUUGGCUUUUCUCCCCGGCCUUCACCCCUUCGGCCACGCCUUCCCACGGGAGCACUGCUGCCUCUCCCCGCUCCCGCACUGAAGGUGAGUCGCUAGGGAAAGCUGAGUACCGCCCUCUGCCCCUUCCCCAACGCACGCCCUCCAUGACCCCCUCGCUCUUCUCCCCUGCCUUCACCCCUUCGGCCACGCCACCCCACGGGAGCACUGCUGCCUCUCCCCGCUCGCGCACUGAAGCCUUCACCACCCCCUCGUCUACACCCACAGUAGCACUGCUGCCACACCUUCCCCUUCUCCCCCUCUCCCUUCCCCUCUCCUCCCCUCUCCCUCAACCUCCUUUCUCCCCCCCACUCUCUCGCUCCCUCUCUCCCUCCCAUCAGCUCGAGCUCCCCGGCUCGAGCUCCCCGGCUCGAGCUCCCCGGGUGGACGGCAAGGAGUUUUUCCGACGAGCAAGGAACCGUCUGUCCUAUGAGCAAUUCAGUCUCUUCCUGGCGAAUAUCAAGGAGCUUAACGCACACAGGAAGACACGUGAGGAGACUUUGAAGAAAGCAGAGAUCUUUGGGACUGAGAACAAGGACCUCUAUGCUUCGUUUGAGACCCUGCUGCUGUUCCUUACUUACCUCCCGCUUCUCCCCCUUCCUCCCGUUUCUUACGUCUCUGUCUGCCCUGCUCCAACAACCCAUUGCUCCUAUGAGCAGGAGACUCUGAAGAAAGCAGAGGAGAUCUUUGGGACCGAGAACAAGGACCUGUAUGCUUCGUUUGAGACCCUGCUCAGUCGUCAUCUCCCAACAUAG
This is a messenger RNA of Closterium sp. NIES-65, 2046 nucleotides long. The record is from the annotation of a GenBank genome assembly. Lineage: Eukaryota; Viridiplantae; Streptophyta; Zygnematophyceae; Desmidiales; Closteriaceae.